AUGGCCAACCUCCUCCACGUGGCGCAUGGCUCUUUCAUGACCUUGUCCGCCUAUGCCGCCCCCCGCUGCGGCUCGAGGGAAGCGCUCGCAUCGAUGUAUGCGGAUCUGGGUGGGCAGAAACACAGCGAUCCCGGCACAUUCCGCUCACGACUGGCGUGGUGGACGGGCACCAUCGCCGCGGCGUGCUGGGAUCGCGUGUUGCCACACGCCCUGUGCUGGCCGGUCGACGCCGAUACGCCGACACAGUGGGCGGACGCUGACAUAGGGCGGCCCCUGUGUCUCUCUGUGGUCAUUCGCGAGCAGGAGCGCCACGGCCGCUACGUGCGCCUGUCAGCCUACCUGGAUCGCACAUGGACCGCGUGGUGGGCCCGGCAGUGGCGCUGGCGCUCCGCGCGCGACGACGACGACGACGAAGCGCUGUGGUCCCAUGUGCACGGCGAGUGGGUCGUGUGCGAGAAUGUCGAGCGCGCAGCGCGCCUCGCCACCGCUCGCGACUGGUCCGCCCUAGAGCGCAUCAUGUCGCGCGCGGAUGCCAAGGCCUACCUUGCCAGCCUGCACGACGGCAGCCGGCCCCUCGCCCUCAGCGACAAGGACACCGACAUCCUGCUCACGCACCUCGUGCACGACGCACGCGCGAUCCAGCACGAUGGCGACGUAUACAAGUGGGGCACAGCACGCGUGACCGAGCAGGACCGCGGCAUCCUAGCCGUCAAGGGCCUGCACGCCCAACUCGAGCGCCAAGUCGACGCUUGGCAAGCGCGGAUGGAGCGCGCGCAGGCCACCGUCCGCCGCGCCCUCCAAGCCAAGGAGCGCGAAGCUGUCACGCUAUCGUACCUACGCACCCAAAAGCAGCUCGAAAGCAUGGUGGACAAGCGCGUGCUGGCCCUGGAAAAGGUGCACACGCUGCUCCUCAGCAUGGACCAGGCCGUCGGCGACGCGCAACUCAUGCAAGCGUACACGGCGUCGGAAAAGACGCUGCGCUCCCUCCUCGACGACCCAUCGCUUCAGCCGGACCACAUCGACCGCACGAUGGACGCGAUCGCAGAGGCCGUGCACGAUCAGAACGCGGUCACCGACGCCCUGUCCAGCGCCCCCGACGACGAGCUCGCCGACGAGCUCGCCCAACUCGAGCUCGACACCCUCCCCAGCCCCCCUGCCACCCAGCCCGAAGCCACGUCCCCUGAAACAACGUCUUUGUCUAUGAAAACAACGCAUGAUACACAAAAACAAGCAGUGCCUGCAUAA
Malassezia restricta is the source of this 1245-nucleotide messenger RNA. RefSeq names its product charged multivesicular body protein 7. The coding region runs from base 1 to 1245 and encodes 414 amino acids. Gene Ontology annotation, cellular component: ESCRT III complex; multivesicular body. Gene Ontology annotation, biological process: vesicle budding from membrane; late endosome to vacuole transport via multivesicular body sorting pathway. The transcript has a single exon. The record is from RefSeq and is a predicted model, not a curated record. Lineage: Eukaryota; Fungi; Basidiomycota; Malasseziomycetes; Malasseziales; Malasseziaceae.